AUGGGGAGACGCCUCAAGUUUCUGCAGAAACUGGCUUUCCUGGGUCAGGACCACCGGUACAAGGCUCUGGAGAGGGACGAGGUAGAGACCCUGAUCGACGACCAGUAUGAGCUGAAAGCCAUCGAAAGAGAAAAGUCUGUCACAGCUCUGCCGCCCAGGGAAGCGUGCAAAUGCAGCAAAGGAGAUUUGGCCAGAGCCUUCCAUGUGGACCUGGACAGUGGCCUGUCGGAGAUGGCCGUGGCCCAGCGCAGGCUGGUCCAUGGCUGGAAUGAGUUUGUCACGGAUAAUGCUGAGCCUAUAUGGAAGAAAUACCUGGAUCAGUUCAGGAACCCCCUGAUCCUGCUGCUGCUGGGCUCAGCCGUGGUGAGCGUCCUCACCAAGGAGUAUGAGGAUGCCAUCAGCAUCGCCCUGGCCGUGCUGAUCGUGGUGACUGUUGGUUUCAUCCAGGAAUACAGGUCGGAGAAAUCUCUGGAAGAGCUGACCAAGCUGGUGCCUCCAGAGUGCAACUGCCUGAGGGAUGGCAAGCUCCAACACAUGCUCGCCCGAGACCUGGUUCCAGGAGACAUCGUGUUCCUGUCCAUCGGAGACCGGAUCCCUGCUGACAUCCGACUCACAGAGGUCACAGACCUCCUGGUGGACGAAUCCAGUUUCACAGGAGAAGUGGAGCCAUGCAGUAAAACAGACAGCCCACUGGCAGCCAGUGGAGAUCUCAGCACCCUGAGCAACGUGGUCUUCAUGGGGACGCUGGUGCAGUGCGGGAAGGGUCAGGGAGUUGUGAUCGGAACCGGGGAACAGUCUCAGUUUGGAGAAGUGUUCAAAAUGAUGCAGGCGGAAGAGACACCUAAAACUCCUCUGCAGAAGAGCAUGGACAAGUUGGGCAAGCAGCUGACUAUCUUUUCCUUUGGCAUCAUUGGUCUCCUGAUGCUGGUCGGUUGGAUGCAAGGCAAGCCCCUUCUCAGCAUGUUCACUAUCGGGGUCAGCUUGGCUGUGGCGGCCAUCCCAGAGGGGCUGCCCAUCGUUGUCAUGGUGACACUGGUCCUGGGGGUGCUGCGGAUGGCCAAGAAGCGGGUCAUUGUGAAGAAGCUGCCCAUCGUGGAGACCCUCGGCUGCUGUAACGUCAUCUGCUCUGACAAGACAGGCACUCUGACAGCCAACGAAAUGACAGCGACCCAGCUCGUCACUUCCGAUGGGUUCCAUGCUGAGAUCAGUGGAGUCGGGUACAGUGGCGAAGGGGCCGUGUGUCUCCUUCCAUCCAAGGAAGUGAUCCAGGGAUUCAGCAACGUUUCGGUGGGGAAGCUGGUGGAGGCAGGCUGCAUCGCCAACAACGCUGUCAUCAGGAAGAACACUGUGAUGGGACAGCCCACAGAAGGGGCCUUGAUGGUGCUGGCCAUGAAGAUGAACUUAGGUGACGCCAAAGAUUCCUACACACGGAGAAAGGAGAUUCCCUUCAGCUCAGAGCAGAAGUGGAUGGCCGUGCGGUGCAGCCCGAAGAAUGAGGACCGGGAAGACAUUUUCUUCAUGAAGGGGGCCUUUGAGGAAGUGAUCCGUCACUGCAGCAUGUACAACAAUGGGGGCAUCCCCCUGCCUCUGACGCCCCAACAGAAGUCCUGCUGGCUGCAGGAAGAGAAGAAGAUGGGCUCGCUUGGACUGCGGGUGCUGGCCCUGGCAUCUGGGCCUGAGCUGGGGAGACUGACGUUCCUGGGUCUUGUUGGCAUCAUCGACCCGCCGAGGGCUGGUGUGAAGGAAGCGGUCCAGGUCCUCUCCGAGUCUGGUGUGUCAGUGAAGAUGGUGACAGGAGACGCCCUAGAGACAGCCUGGGCCAUAGGAAGAAACAUCGGCCUAUGCAACGAGAAGCUGCGAGCCAUGUCUGGGGAGGAGGUGGAAGGCAUGGAGCAGGAUGCACUGGCUGCCCGAGUGAGGCAGGUGUCUAUAUUCUUCAGGACCAGCCCGAAGCACAAGGUUAAAAUCAUAAAGGCACUGCAGGAGUCAGGGGCGAUUGUGGCCAUGACGGGGGAUGGCGUGAAUGAUUCCGUUGCCCUCAAGUCCGCGGACAUCGGGAUCGCCAUGGGCCAGACAGGGACGGACGUCAGCAAAGAGGCCGCUAACAUGAUUCUGGUGGACGACGACUUCUCAACCAUUAUGAGCGCGGUGGAGGAAGGCAAAGGCAUCUUCUACAACAUCAAGAACUUUGUCCGCUUCCAGCUGAGCACGAGCAUUGCAGCCCUGAGCCUCAUCACCCUGUCCACCGUGUGCAACCUGCCCAGCCCCCUCAACGCCAUGCAGAUCCUGUGGGUGAACAUCAUCAUGGAUGGACCGCCAGCACAGAGCCUGGGGGUGGAGCCUGUGGACAGAGAUGCCCUGCGGAGGCCUCCGAGGAGCAUGGGGGACAGCAUCCUGAACAGAGCCUUGAUCCUGAAGGUCCUCAUGUCAGCUGCUGUCAUCAUAGGAGGGACCCUCUUUAUUUUCUGGAGAGAGAUCCCAGAGAACGGGACCAGCACCCCGCGCACCACCACCAUGGCCUUCACCUGCUUCGUGUUUUUUGAUCUCUUCAAUGCCCUAAGCUGCCGCUCUCAGACCAAGCUGAUAUUUGAGAUUGGCUUUUUCCGGAACCACAUGUUCCUGUUCUCGGUCCUUGGGUCCCUUCUCGGGCAGCUCGCUGUGAUCUAUGCCCCACCCCUGCAGAAGGUCUUCCAGACAGAAAACCUGAGAGCUCUCGACCUGCUGCUGUUAGCGGGCCUGGCCUCGUCCGUCUUCGUUCUGUCAGAGCUGCUGAAGCUGUGUGAUAAGUUCUGCUCUGGAGCCAGGGCCACCCAGAUGCUCCCAGAGGCCGUGUAGAGGAACCACUGUGUCAACA
This is a messenger RNA of Microtus ochrogaster (prairie vole), 2854 nucleotides long. RefSeq names its product ATPase secretory pathway Ca2+ transporting 2 (gene Atp2c2). The record is from RefSeq and is a predicted model, not a curated record. Bases 1 to 2835 code for a protein of 944 amino acids. Gene Ontology annotation, molecular function: ATP binding; ATP hydrolysis activity; P-type calcium transporter activity. Lineage: Eukaryota; Metazoa; Chordata; Mammalia; Rodentia; Cricetidae. Gene Ontology annotation, cellular component: membrane. Gene Ontology annotation, biological process: calcium ion transport. The transcript has 27 exons.